This is a messenger RNA of Aspergillus steynii IBT 23096, 594 nucleotides long. RefSeq names its product P-loop containing nucleoside triphosphate hydrolase protein. Gene Ontology annotation, molecular function: AMP kinase activity; ATP binding. The record is from RefSeq and is a predicted model, not a curated record. Bases 1 to 594 code for a protein of 197 amino acids. NCBI's taxonomy places the organism in Eukaryota, Fungi, Ascomycota, Eurotiomycetes, Eurotiales, Aspergillaceae. Gene Ontology annotation, cellular component: cytoplasm. Gene Ontology annotation, biological process: nucleobase-containing compound metabolic process. The transcript is spliced from 4 exons.
AUGGAGUUCCAACAUCUGUCUCGUGUCUACAUCAUUGGAGCCCCUGGAGCAGGCAAAGGCUCUCUUUGCACCAAGCUCGCAGCCGACUACGGAUUCUACCAUCUUUCCAUCGGCGACCUGCUGAGAAAGCAAGCUGAAGUUGGCGACCUGAGACCAGAUAUUAUCAGAGCCAUUCAGCACAGUGCUCUAUUGGAGACUGAAGACCUGGUUCCAAUUAUCGAACAUGCUAUCGAAGAGCUGUCCAAGGCUGGAAAACAGCGACUGUUGAUUGACGGCGUUCCCCGUUCUGUGCAGCAGAUAGGGGCUAUUGAGGGUGCCGUCGGUUCUCCGGACCUCGUUCUUUUUUUCGAUUGCCCCGAAGGACUGGCCAAGCAUAGAUUCCUCACCAGACACCUCCCUGGCAGAUCAGAUGAUAUCGAUACCUUUAAUGCCAGAUACACGCACUAUGUGCGUCAGAAUGUACAAAUAGUCGCACAUUACCAGGAGAAGGGUUUGCUGGUUACGGUCGACACAAGCGGCAGUGUUAACUCUUCUUACGCCAAAUUGCUGGACGCUCUGCGUUCCACCGAGAAUCCAGCUCACAAUGAGUUAUGA